Messenger RNA from Beta vulgaris subsp. vulgaris (sugar beet), 387 nucleotides. RefSeq lists its product as uncharacterized. Lineage: Eukaryota; Viridiplantae; Streptophyta; Magnoliopsida; Caryophyllales; Amaranthaceae. The transcript has a single exon. The record is from RefSeq and is a predicted model, not a curated record. The coding region runs from base 1 to 387 and encodes 128 amino acids.
AUGGAAAAGUGUACAUUCUUGGUUACUAGUCUUGUUUUCUUGGGGUAUAUUGUCUCAAGUGAAGGUGUACGUGUUGAUCCUUCUAAAAUAGAAGCAAUUUCUUCUUGGCCAGAGCCAAAGAAUGCACAUGAUGUGAGGAGUUUUCAUGGAUUGGCAAGCUUCUACAGGCGUUUCAUCCGAAACUUUAGUACUAUGGCAGCACCUCUUACGGAGCUUACAAAGAAGGGUGAGUUUAUUUGGAUUAACAAUAUUAAUGCAAAUAGGGCUUUUGAAGAAUUGAAGAAUAGCUUAUGUAAUGCACCGGUUCUUGCAUUACCAGAUUUCUCUAAGCUAUUUGAGGUUGACACAGAUGCAAGUGGAUUGGGAAUAGGAGCUGUGCUUCUUUAA